UUAGUCGCUCUUGUUGAAACCUGUAUUCACUGACGAGAUGAGGGACAAAGCAAAAGGAUCGAUCAGUUUAAGGAUGGUAAACUUCUGGUGCCGACUGUGGCACUUGGCACUAUUGCUGUGUCUCAAAGGACUCCUACAAUGUGAUCUGUGCAGCGGUCAGAUUCAGGUCCACAUACAGAAAGGUCCUCUGUACAGAGUGAAAGGAUAUCCCAUCUCCAUAUCCUGUAAUGUAACAGGGUUUACAGGCCCAUCUAACCGGGAUUUUCAAUUCAUUGUCAAGAAACCAAACAUGGAUGUAAAUAUGAUCAGUACUAGCGACCCAGAGUUUGCUUACGGAAUGUUCUCCAGUAGGGUAAAAAAUAAGGAGAUUAAUACUGAAAGGCUGUCAGGAUCUUCAGUUCUCUUGAAGAUCGACAAUUUACUGGAGGAGGAUGCGGGUGAUUUGUUCUGUGAGACUCUACACACAGGUGGUGCAUAUUUAGGAGAUUAUGCUGCAGUAACAAAGCUCAAUGUGAUCGCAGACACCCUGGAGGCAUCAUACUCUGGCUCACCCUCUCAGAGCUUGUCUGAAGGUGAUCCACUUCAGCUUGAGUGUCAAGUCUUCAGUCAGACUUUUCAACAUACUCAUCUGUCGGUCACCUGGUUUCUCCAUGGUGAAGAGGAUAAAACCCCCCGGCCAAUCAUUACUCUGGACAAAGAUCUGACUGUAAAGACAGGAGCUGGAUUUGAGGAUCGCUAUCGUGCAGGUCUUAUCAGCAUGGAUAAGGUGGAGGACACAACCUACAGACUGAAGAUGCCUCAAGUGCAGCAGUCAGACCAGGGGAAGUUCUACUGCAAAGCCAUUGAGUGGAUCCAAGACCCAGACCGUUCCUGGACUCAGAUUGCCCACAAAACCACCACAGCAUGUAAUGUGGAGAUUAAACCAAUCGUGGCCCCUGAUGGAGGUUCAUUCAGUGUUUAUUUGAAGGCUUUAAAGGGGCCACUACAGGAAGGAAACCCAUUGGACAUCCGUUGCAGUGUGAAUGCACGAAACCUUCCAGGUCAUUUCUUCUCUGUGACUUGGCUGAAGAACCAGCAGAAAGUGGCCCAGAUUGGAUCUUCUGGGGUGCUCACCAUAUUUGACAGUUACAAAGAGAGAGAGAAUGCAGCAGAGAUGAGAGCAGUGAAAACUAGUCACACAGACUACCUGCUGACCAUCCGUUCGGCUCGAACUGAGGACCAGGGCCAGUACCAGUGUGAAGUAUGGCAGGAAGACAUGAAUGAAGAUGGCACCUUCAAAAAAAUACAAAAGCAAAUGUCCAGUCUAGAGACUGUGAGCAUCACGGCUAAAGAGAGUGAUCUGGCGGUGGUCAUGGUUAUGAAUGAUGCAUUAACUGAGGGAGAUCCACUACGGGUCACCUGCGUGGUAUCAGGAUUCAAAGGUCCUUUAUCAGUGUCAUGGCAACACAAGAAAGGAGUUUCCUUCAGUGAUGUAAUUAGUCUGACCCAUGAGGGAGUGAUGAAAGAUAUUGGGGCAAGGUAUCAGAGCAGACAUGUUCAAACACUUCAUUCUCCAGCUGGAAACUUUACUCUGGAGAUUGGUGCAUCUGCAACAUCUGACAGCGGUGAAUAUAAGUGCACUGUGUCUGAAUGGACAGUACAGAGCAAUGGCGAGAUGAAGAAAGCCAACACCCGAUCUCAACAAAAAGCCAUUACAGUUAAUUCAGUUGACUCUCUAAUGAAGGUGACCUUGAAAAGUCGUACAACAAAUGUGUCUAUAGAUUCUCCUAUACAACUACUUUGCACAGUCAAAGGGCCUGAAGUGUCUUUGGCUGUACGCUGGAUGUUUCAGCCCCGCAAUUCAACUGUUCAAACAAACAUUGUAUCUAUAUACCACACUGGAGAAAUCACCUGGGGAGCAGCUCGGAGAAACUAUCAACUGUCCAUUCAAGUACUGCCGUCAGACACCCGUUUCAUUCUCAUUGUGCCGAGAGCCAGCAAGCAGCAAGAAGGACAGUACCAGUGUCAAGUUGAUGCCUAUCAAAAGGAUAUACAGAAAGCCUUGAGGAACUCCAACCCAUUGGCAGUGACUGUACAUAAACCUGUCAGCAAGAUGCACCUGUCCCCACCCACCUCUUUGCUGGAAACCACCGUCGACACUGAUGCUAAGAUUGACUGCUCAGUCACGACAACAACCACAAAUACCUCUCGUUUCACAAUAAGAUGGAUGAUUGGGUCCCAGAUGCUGUUAACAAUGGAUCUAGAUGCUGUUGUCAAGUUUGGCCCUGCAGCCAGCCUAGAGAUGGACCAGAGGAUUCGUAUGGAAAUAAGACAGAAACAAACCUUCCAGCUGACUAUCCACCAGGUCAGAACAUCUGACAGUGGGCAAUAUCAUUGUGAGGUGGAAGAAUGGCUUCAGGAUCCUCUUGGCGACUGGUAUUCCCUAAAGAAAAUGUCUGUUUCCACACAGCUUGUUGUCAAAGAGAAAGAAAUUAAACUGCAUGUUCAGAAGGAGAACCGAACGUUCAACAUUACUGAUCAUCAGACUGAAUUCACAGUUGACUGCAUUAUUGACUCACAAUCCAGUGAUAAGUCUGCCUUUGAAGUCACCUGGUUCAAGGUUCAGGAGGAAGAAGGACCAGUCACCAUAUUCACUGCCAGGCGUGAUGGUACAUUACACAGUGCAGUUAGCGAUAAAAAUCUUUUGUUCGGACGACCACGUGCCACACACUAUAAACUGACUGUGCCACAGAUCAACCCCACUGAUAUGGGACAAUACUACUGUCAGGUUGAGGAAUGGCUUGUACUUGCUAACACCUGGAAGAAACUGGCUUCAGAUAAAUCUGGAGAGCUCUCCAUCUAUGUUCACACUGAAGGUGAUUCUGGAAAACUGAUAGACCCGCUGGGAAUAACACUGGGAAUCAGUAUUCUUCUGAUUUGUUUUCUUGUAUUGAUCAUAAUAAUAUUGUUAUUGAGAAGGGGCCGUAAGAAAAAAUCGGACCCAAAGAAGACGAAAGACUGUCUGUGGGCUGAACAAAAAGCCCUCCGUUCUAUUCCUAAUUGUGAUUAGAUGGUCGUUUUAAAAUGCUCAUAAUCAGAUUACAGUUGCUUUAUUAGCAAUUAUAAGAUUACGUGAACUGUCGUUCAAAAGUUUGGGUCAUCAGUAAUGUUUUCUAAAGUGUCUCAUGCUCAUUAAAGCUGUGUUUAUUUGAUCAAACAGCAAUUUUAUGAAAAAUAAGUACAAUUUUUAAAAAUUAUUUUUUAUUUAAAUAUACAUUAAAACUGAUUCCUGUCAUCAACGCAGAAUUUUCAUCAGCCAUUACUCCAGUCUUCAGUGUCACAUGAUCCUUUGGAAAUCAUUCUAAUAUAUUGAUUUAUUAUCAAUGGUGAAAACAGUUUUUGCUAUUUUGUAUAAAUGCUGUACUAUUUUGAAUAAAUGCUGUUCUUUUUGACAAUUUUAUUUAUCUAACAAUCCUAAAAGUUUUCAAAAAAUAUUAAGCAGCACAACUGUUUCCAACAUUGAUAGUAAGUGAGUAUCAAAUCAGCAUAUUAGAAUGAUUUCUGAAGGAUCAGGUAGCAUUGAAUGCUGGAGUAAUUAUCACAGGAAUAAAUUAUAUUUUAAAGUAUUUUAAAAUAGAAAACUGUUACAUGAAAUUGUAAUAAUAUUUCACAAUACUACAGUUUUCCCCUGUAUAUUUGAUUAAAUAAAUUCAGAUUUGGUGAGCAAAGGGGUAUUUAAAAAAAAAAAAAAAAAAAAAAAAAAAAAACAUUUAAAA
Molecule: messenger RNA, 3755 nt
Organism: Labeo rohita (rohu)
Lineage: Eukaryota; Metazoa; Chordata; Actinopteri; Cypriniformes; Cyprinidae
Gene: igsf3l
Product: immunoglobulin superfamily, member 3-like
Source: RefSeq, a predicted model, not a curated record